This is a messenger RNA of Aethalodelphis obliquidens (Pacific white-sided dolphin), 4396 nucleotides long. It is a transcript of the gene SLC71A1, whose product is annotated as solute carrier family 71 member 1. The record is from RefSeq and is a predicted model, not a curated record. Lineage: Eukaryota; Metazoa; Chordata; Mammalia; Artiodactyla; Delphinidae. Gene Ontology annotation, biological process: transmembrane transport. The coding region runs from base 1735 to 3231 and encodes 498 amino acids. Gene Ontology annotation, cellular component: membrane. Gene Ontology annotation, molecular function: transmembrane transporter activity. The transcript is spliced from 12 exons.
CUAAAUCUUAUAGAUACCACUGCCAUUCAACACAGUCAGAUAGUGACCAGUGUUAGUAAUCAUGAUUGUCUUUCUUACUGUUCUUAAAAAGAGAAUUUUUUCAAAGCAGGAUUGAUUACAUACACAUUCCAGAGGAGAAAAUAUCAGAGGAAAUAAAUUGCCGAAUUUCAAAUCCCAAAGAUUUGAAAUUGUACUAUAGUAGAGUGUCUUGGUGACUAUAAAUUCAGAGGUUUCCCAAAUUCACCUUCAGGUUCAAUAAUUCACUAGAAAGAACUCACUGAAAGCUAUUAUAAUCACAUUUAUUCCAGAGAAAGAAUACAAGUUAGAACCAGCCAAAGGAAGAGACACAUAGGGCAGAGUCUAGGAGGGGUCCAAACUCCAGUCGUCCUUUCCAAUUGUCCACUCCCUGUGGAGUCUUAGACGAUGUUAUAUACUCUGGCCACAAUUUAUGAUACUACACGCAAGUACUGCCAAUCGGGAAAGUUCACCCACGCUUUGGUGUUCAGAUUUUUACUGAAGUUUUAUUACUUGGCAUGAUUGAUAGAUUCUUUGCACACAUGGUUGAACUCACUCUCCAGCCCUGACCCUCCCUGGAGAACUAGCUGACAUCAGGCUCUAGGGGCUCAUGUUAGCAUAAAUUAUAAGAUGUGAUUUGAGGAGCCCAAUAUGAAUAACAAAGACACUCCUCUCACUGGGACCUCCUGACGAUAAAGGCCAGAACUCUGGGUAAGGCCAAAUUCCUUACACAGUGGCCAUUCGUCUCUCAUACACAUUCUUCUGAACUGAUGAGGAUGACACAAGCAAUGACAAUUGUUUAUGGAGACAUUUAUACAUUGUCAUUUUUAAUUUCAGAAAUUUUGUGAAAUGAUUCUGAACAUGACUCAAGGGCAGAAAAACAUAAUCAGAUACAGUGCUAAGUAGCAUAUGUAGUAUUUAUUUAGUUUUCAGUUCUGAUAUUUAAUUACAAUUUUAUUAAAUGUUGGAAUACUUUAAAGACAUUUAAAAAUUAAUUUAUAAACUUUUAAUCUAUGCUGUAUAUUAACAUACAAUUUUGAGCUAAUUUUAUUUAUUUAGAAGAUCUAAUUGGCUUUUUUGACGAUUCAUGAAUUGGGCAGCAUCCCAUCUAGCAACUAGAAGGGUGCUCGCUGAGCUAACUGUAAAUUACCAGUAGCCAUCACUUUAGUUUGGCUCAUAAUAGGCCUUCACUGUUAACUGACAGCUCCACAUUUCCAGUCAUCCUUUAUUGGGGUUAAGUAUCAGCCCUCCAUUGGAUCUAAUCAGGUUUUUUCAUUUAUGCAUUUAUUUACAUUUAUUUAGGGUUUCUAAUAUGUUAAAAGUAACUUCUUUAAAACAAACAGUAAUGAUACUCCUUUGGGAAUAGUUUACCUGAGAUACACACGUUCAUCCUUUUUUAACUUGAACUUACUGAGGAUUUAAAAGAAUAAUGAAUGCUGUUACAGUGUUUUGGGGUAAUCAUCUGAAAAUUCACUCUAAAAAAAUGUACUUUAAAUGUAAAGUAUUUAAAAGGUUUAGUUAAAAUGUGUUAAAUCAGACUUCACUUGUAUAUUUUAAACAAAAUCUGUGGAUGUGAGUUUAUUCUUUUAAAAAACAUUGUAUAUACAAAAACACAAUUUCUAAUAAUUGAGGGUUUAAGUUUUCUCCUUUAGGCUGAAGUUUUAUUAUGUUCCAUUUUAUUCUAUUUUGCUUGGAUAGUAAAUACAGCAAUUAAAAAUUAUGAUGCUAAGUGCUUUUUCUAAUAUAUGCAAGCUGCUUCAACAGGUUUUUAAAGAUAGCAACAGUAAUAUUUCUUGGAUGCUAAUAGGAUUACAGAAAAGGACAGAGCCUCAAGGAAUAGGUUCUCCUAGUGUUUAUCAUGCGGUUAUCGUCAUCUUUUUGGAGUUUUUUGCUUGGGGAUUAUUGACAGCACCCACCUUGGUGGUAUUACAUGAAACCUUCCCUAAACAUACAUUUCUGAUGAAUGGCCUAAUUCAAGGAGUAAAGGGUUUGUUGUCAUUCCUCAGUGCCCCACUUAUUGGUGCUCUUUCUGAUGUUUGGGGCCGAAAAUCCUUCUUGCUGCUAACAGUAUUUUUCACGUGUGCCCCAAUUCCUUUAAUGAAGAUCAGCCCAUGGUGGUACUUUGCUGUUAUCUCUGUUUCUGGGGUUUUUGCAGUGACUUUCUCUGUGGUAUUUGCAUAUGUAGCAGAUAUAACCCAAGAACAUGAAAGAAGUAUGGCUUAUGGACUGGUUUCAGCAACAUUUGCUGCAAGUUUGGUAACCAGCCCUGCAAUUGGCGCUUAUCUUGGGCGAGUGUAUGGGGACAGCUUGGUGGUGGUCCUGGCUACAGCGAUAGCUCUGCUAGAUAUUUGUUUUAUCCUUGUUGCUGUGCCGGAGUCAUUACCUGAGAAGAUGCGGCCUGCAUCAUGGGGAGCGCCCAUUUCCUGGGAACAGGCUGACCCCUUUGCAUCCUUAAAGAAAGUGGGCCAGGACUCCAUAGUGCUGCUGAUCUGCAUUACGGUGUUUCUCUCCUACUUACCGGAGGCAGGCCAAUAUUCCAGCUUUUUUUUAUACCUCAGACAGAUUAUGAAAUUUUCACCAGAAAGUGUUGCAGCAUUUAUAGCAGUCCUUGGCAUUCUUUCCAUUAUUGCACAGACCAUAGUCUUGAGCUUACUUAUGAGGUCAAUUGGAAAUAAGAACACCAUUUUAUUGGGUCUAGGAUUUCAAAUAUUACAGCUGGCAUGGUAUGGCUUCGGUUCAGAACCUUGGAUGAUGUGGGCUGCUGGGGCAGUGGCAGCCAUGUCUAGCAUUACCUUUCCAGCUGUCAGUGCACUUGUCUCACGAACUGCUGAUGCUGAUCAACAAGGUGUCGUUCAAGGGAUGAUAACAGGAAUUAGAGGAUUAUGCAAUGGUCUGGGACCAGCCCUUUAUGGAUUCAUUUUCUACAUAUUCCAUGUGGAACUUAAAGAACUGCCAAUGACAGGAACAGACUUGGGAACAAACACAAGCCCACAGCACCACUUUGAACAGAAUUCCAUCAUCCCUGGCCCCCCCUUCCUCUUUGGAGCCUGUUCAGUACUGCUGGCUCUGCUUGUUGCCUUGUUUAUUCCGGAACAUACCAAUUUAAGCUUAAGGUCCAGCAGCUGGAGAAAGCACUGUGGCAGUCACAGCCAUCCUCAUAGUGCACAAGCGCCAGGAGAGGCCAAAGAACCUUUACUCCAGGACACAAAUGUGUGACAACCGAAAUCAGGAAGACUUUUCUAUCAGCACCCAGGUCUUAGUUUUCACCUAUAGUUCUGGACGUACAUUCCAUUUCCAUCUACAAUGUACUUUAAGAUUGUCUUAAGAAAUGUAUCUGCAUGAACUCCGUGGGAACUAAAGAAAAGAACUGGACAGUUUUCCAAAGAUGUUACAAUUUCUUUUGAAAAGAAACCUUUUUGUUUAUUAGCACCAGUUUCUUGCCAUUAAGCUUUUUGUUUUAUUAUACAUCCUUUAAUUAAAAUUUAAAACUAUAUAUGUAACUUCUUAGAUACUAGCAAUGUCUCUGCUACCAUUUCCUUCAGGUGUUGAGCUUUAACUAUUUAUGCUGACUCGCAGUGAGACAGAGUAGGUAGUAUAGUGUGGAACUGUUCAUUUUAACAUUGUAAAAUCGUGAGUCAGAUUUUAAUAUUGUAAAAUCUUGGGUCAAAUAAUUCAAAGCCUUAAUGCAGAUGCACUAAAGUAAAGAAAUGGUAAAUGAACUGUUUGCAUUUAAAAAACAAAACUCUUAAGAAAACUAUAUUAAAUCUGAAUCAUGUUUCAAGCUUGUUUGUAGUAAUUUUAUUUUAAACAUUAUUCACUACUGUUUUUGAAAUGAGAAAAUAUCAGCCAUUUAGAAUUUAAAUUGGGGUGUUUGGAGCCUGUAAAUCUAAAUGCUGGCUCGCAUUUGUUCCCCAGCUACUUAUACUAUACCACUAUUCUUUUAAUGUUUGCAUAAUCAUAAGAACCUCAACACUUGAAUACAUAAUCUAAAAAUUAUAUAGUAAAGCUGGUAGCCUUGAAAAUGUUAAUGUGAUAUCUAUAUGUAGAUAAAUAUAUAUAGUGGCCUUUCAGGACUGUCACAGUAACACUUUAUUUACAGAUCUAAUGUUUGUCCUAAAUUUUCAGGACCCUAGAAGAGAGCUUUAUACAAUUACUGAUGUGAAUUUCUCUAAAGUGUAUAUUUUUGUGUCCAGUUAUAUUAUUUAAAAAAGUGUUACUUUGUAAAAAAUUGUACAUAAAGUAUUGUAUAGUUUACACUGUUUUCAUCUUAUGUGUGGUUACUGCUUAAUGCUUUUUAAACUUGGAACAUUCACUAUGGUUUAAAUAAGGUCUUAAAAGAAAUGUAAAUAUUCUGUUAAUAAAAUUAAAUAUUUUAAUGAUU